AUGAAACUUUCAGUAUUUAAUGAAAACGAUGAAGUCUUACUUUUAGGCGAAGGAAAUUUUUCCUUUUCACUUGCAUUAUUUAAUAAGAAUUUAAAUAUUAAAAUUAUUGCCACUUGUUAUGAAGAAGAAAUAAGAAAACCUGCCGAAUGCAAUGUUCAUGUUUUGAGAACAAAUGGUAUUCGAGUAUUAUCAGGCAUAGAUGCAACAAAAUUGAAUGAAUGUCAAGAUUUAAAAAAUAAAGUAUUUGACAAAAUAAUAUUUAAUUUCCCUCAUGUCGGUGGAAAAAUGCGUAUAGAAAAAAAUCGUCAACUUUUGAAAAAAUUUUUCACAUGUGCCGGAAACUUUUUAAAAUCAACUGGACAAAUAAUUGUAACAUUGUGCAAUGGACAGGGUGGAACUCCCGUCGAUAAUCCCCAAAGAAAUUGGAAUGAUUCAUGGCAAAUUGUGGAAAUGUCGGCACACGGCAAUUUUCUAUUAAUCAAUGUACAACCAUUUGAAAUGACAUUUUUUGAAAAUUACAUUGUCACUGGUUAUCGAAGUUUGGAAAAGCAAUUUAACACUAAAGGUUCGAUUACACAUUUUUUUAGACGCACCAAUAAUAAUAAUUUUAAGGAAAAUAAUCAAAUUGCUAUCGAUGUGGGAAAAUUGGAUUUAUUAAAUUUUUAUGGCAAUUGGAAUGAUAUUGUGCGUGUGGAAAAUUUGAAAAUUAAUUCCGAACCAAUUUCACUUUAUCCAUUGAAUUUUACAUUUGAUAUUACAGUAAUUGUUGAAAAUUAUUUUUCUGAUUCUAAAUUAUUUGGAGUGCUUUUUAAUUUUGCUGGAAAAAUAAUAGACAAUGUUGAAUUAAUUGAUUCGUACGAAUUUUCCAAUUGUAAUAAGAAGACAAGGACUUAUAGAAUAAAAUAUAUGUCUCAUUUUAUUCCCUUGCAUCGAAAACGUGUGAUUAAUAUUCAUCAAAAUAUUAUUGCAAAAAUCCUUGAAGAGAAUUUGCCGGUAACUGUUUCGAGGUAAAUUUAAAUUUUUUGUGAAUUAACGAUUUUAAACGUUCAAGCAAAAGUAAUAAUAUUACUGAUAAAAAUUACUUCUUAUUUAUUAAAUAGAUAGAUAGAUAGAUUUUAUUUCUCCAUCGUGUACUUUUUACAAAGUUUUACAAUUUUUUCUUUCCCACUAGUUUUUUUUCUAAAAAGAUAUAUACAUCAACAUAAUGAAAAAUCGUAAAAUUCUUAUUUAUUAAAUAAAAAAAUGUUUAUUUGAUAAAAAAAAAUUAUUUUUAUAAUUCUAGUAUUUUAAUUUUUAUUAUUUAAAGCAGUUUAUUUAAUUAUAAUAAAUUCUAAGUGUUAAUUAAUAUUCAAUGUAUAAUUUUCAAU
Leptopilina boulardi is the source of this 1367-nucleotide messenger RNA. RefSeq names its product ferredoxin-fold anticodon-binding domain-containing protein 1-like. Gene Ontology annotation, molecular function: rRNA (uridine-N3-)-methyltransferase activity. Bases 1 to 1011 code for a protein of 336 amino acids. The transcript has 2 exons. Lineage: Eukaryota; Metazoa; Arthropoda; Insecta; Hymenoptera; Figitidae. Gene Ontology annotation, cellular component: cytoplasm. The record is from RefSeq and is a predicted model, not a curated record. Gene Ontology annotation, biological process: rRNA base methylation.